AUGGUAUACAACACCGGAGUAUCAAGCGAAGGACUUGAGGAUGACGAAAUCGUUUGUGCUGAACGUAGAGCUGGAAAGUCAUAUUGCAAGGAGGUUGAAAACUACAUAGAGGCUACACGUCUAGAUAAAAUCGAUCCAGAACAAUUUGCUAAAUUCAAGGAAUAUUUCAAAGAUGACUUAGAACAAACACAGAUGGUAGCAACUCGUAUGGAUGUUGGUGAUAGUAAGACCAAAAUAAUAUAUCCAGAAGGUGCUGAGUCAGAGGAUUCCAAAUGGUUAUUGGUGGUGCAAGAUAAGCAGUAUAAACAGGGUGUUCUGAUAGAGGAAUGCGAAAACAUGGACAACUCUUCUGAAGAGAACAGUACCUUGCCAGUGGAGAAUAUCUCAAAAUGUAAACAGAAUUUUAACUAUCGCAAGUUGGUUGUCUUGGUGAAUGGAGAGAUGAAGGAGGAAAUGGUUAAAUUGCCAAGUACCUGUGAAUGCUCUACUUAAGGAUAACAUAU
Messenger RNA from Zeugodacus cucurbitae (melon fly), 503 nucleotides. RefSeq names its product protein spaetzle-like. The coding region runs from base 1 to 492 and encodes 163 amino acids. The record is from RefSeq and is a predicted model, not a curated record. Gene Ontology annotation, biological process: regulation of Toll signaling pathway; central nervous system formation; innate immune response. Gene Ontology annotation, cellular component: extracellular region. Gene Ontology annotation, molecular function: Toll binding; growth factor activity. The transcript has a single exon. Lineage: Eukaryota; Metazoa; Arthropoda; Insecta; Diptera; Tephritidae.